CUAUAUAUAAAAAAAAAAAAAAAAAAAAAAAAUUGGAAGUUGGACACAAGAUGGGUUCCCACUUCCCAUUCCCAACAUUCUGGAUGGAAGGGAGGAGGAGGUCAUAAAUAGGCGAGGACAGAAACGCAAGUGAAUUGAUUGAGAGACUUAUUUGAUGGUAGAAGCAAGAAAGAUUCAAGAACAAGACCCGUUGUUUUUUUAUUGAUUCAAGCAGGGCAGUUUUCACUUUUCAAGACCAAUAAAUUUGGUGUAUAUGCUGGUUUUUGGUUUGGUUUUGACUUAGCAUGGAUCUGAUUGCACUAGAUCCUUUUCCUAAUGAUUCAAUCGAAAAGCCUUCCUAGGAGAUUGAGAUCUGUACUAAAUUUUGUACAAAAUGGGUGUGUUUUACUUCUUCUAAUGGAAGCACAAAAUCCUCAGCAUGGGCAUCCAGUUGAAAUAAGCGUGGAUUUUCUUGAUGGAGAGAGGAGUGGAGGAAGCAAGGGAUGCGGGGAAGCACCUUGUGGAUUUUCAGAUACUGGAAAUAACUCCAAGAAUGCCAAAGAACGUUCAGCUUCCAUGCGCAAGCUCUGGAUAUCCGUGGUACUUUGUAUAGUCUUCAUGAGUGCUGAGGUAGCUGGUGGCAUCAAAGCUAAUAGUCUGGCAAUCUUGACUGAUGCUGCACAUUUGCUUUCAGAUGUUGCAGGCUUUGCUAUCUCCUUGUUUUCUUUAUGGGCAGCUGGCUGGGAAGCCACACCCCGCCAAUCUUACGGAUUUUUUAGGAUUGAGAUUCUCGGUGCAUUGGUUUCCAUGCAGCUCAUCUGGUUGCUUGCAGGGAUUUUGGUUUAUGAAACCAUUAUUAGGCUCAUCCAUGAUACUGGUGAGGUAGAUGGGUUCCUUAUGUUUCUUGUUGCUGCAUUUGGUCUUCUGGUGAAUAUCAUAAUGGCUCUUGUGUUGGGACAUGAUCAUGGGCAUGACCAUGAUCACAAACAUGGGACUGGCCACAGCCAUGGAAUCACAGUUAGUACUCAUAAUCAUCAUCACGUGGAGCACCCAAAACAUGAUGACAAUCAUCAUGACCACUCGAACAAUGAGCACCAUCAUUAUCAUGAAGAUCAUGUUGAGCCGCUGCUGGAUAAAGGAGAAGCCAUGCAUGAAAAGAAGCAAAGGAACAUAAAUGUACAAGGAGCUUAUCUCCAUGUACUUGGGGAUUCCGUCCAGAGUAUUGGGGUAAUGAUCGGAGGUGCAGUUAUAUGGUAUAAGCCUGAGUGGAAGAUAAUAGAUCUGAUCUGCACCCUAAUCUUUUCGGUUAUAGUUUUGGGUACAACUAUCAAAAUGCUACGGAACAUACUUGAAGUCUUGAUGGAGAGCACUCCAAGAGAGAUAGAUGCAUCAAAGAUUGAAAAGGGAUUGUCUGAGAUGGAGAACGUGGUGGCUAUCCACGAACUGCAUAUAUGGGCCAUUACCGUGGGCAAGAUUCUUCUGGCUUGUCAUGUGAAAAUCAGGCCUGAAGCAAAUGCAGACAUGGUGCUAGACAAUGUGAUCAACUAUCUCAGAAGGGAAUACAAUAUAAGUCAUGUAACCAUCCAGAUAGAGCGUUAGCGGAGGUGAAGGAAUUUACUAGUUGAAUCUGGGGCGUGAUGUUUCUGAGAGUUAUGCUUUUUCUAUCACAUGAACGCAUAUACUGUUCAUAGUGAUUAUUAGGUACCAGUUAGACAUUGUCAUCUUUAAUAUGGCCAUGGCCGCUGUUUGGCUUCUGGUAUUGUGAAUUUACACGUAGGUUUGGUAUGCAUAGCUUCUUCAAUCCUUUCUACCGCUCCAUGUCAUACAAGUUUAUAAAAACAUCAAUAUACAUAAAAUAUUAACAUAUACUCUCUGGCAAUUAACAGUUAAA
Messenger RNA from Populus euphratica (Euphrates poplar), 1870 nucleotides. RefSeq names its product metal tolerance protein 1-like. Gene Ontology annotation, biological process: zinc ion transmembrane transport. NCBI's taxonomy places the organism in Eukaryota, Viridiplantae, Streptophyta, Magnoliopsida, Malpighiales, Salicaceae. The transcript has 3 exons. Gene Ontology annotation, molecular function: zinc ion transmembrane transporter activity. Bases 316 to 1578 code for a protein of 420 amino acids. The record is from RefSeq and is a predicted model, not a curated record. Gene Ontology annotation, cellular component: plasma membrane.